Messenger RNA from Nematostella vectensis (starlet sea anemone), 2733 nucleotides. RefSeq names its product pantetheinase. Lineage: Eukaryota; Metazoa; Cnidaria; Anthozoa; Actiniaria; Edwardsiidae. Bases 185 to 1738 code for a protein of 517 amino acids. Gene Ontology annotation, molecular function: hydrolase activity, acting on carbon-nitrogen (but not peptide) bonds, in linear amides. The record is from RefSeq and is a predicted model, not a curated record. The transcript is spliced from 4 exons.
CGGGGCUCGCCAUGGGGUAGUACUUAUUAUUAGAUAAAUGAACGUAAUUAGAUCGGGUUCCUGAGUAAAUAAGGAGAGCGCAACACAAGACAGGCAAUGUUCGUUCGUAUGUCUUGUGUUUGCUGACACGCAACAAAGGAGAUCAUUUACAGAAGGCGAACAGAAGACGACAAUCCAUUUGACAAUGUUCCGGUGGUUUGUCGCCAAGUUUAGCCUUCUUGCGUUGGUAAUCAUUUCCCACAUCAAAUCAGUCCCUGAAAGCGAGUUUAUCGCUGCUGUAUACGAACACGUGCCACCCUUAAAUAGGCCAAAGGAGAUAACAAGGGCGAACGCCUUAGGAAUUAUGAUGCGAAACAUUGAUACGUACGAGGAGCAGAUGGUAAUAGCCAGAGAUAAGAAUUCCAGCAUUAUUGUAUUCCCAGAGUAUGGCCUCACAGGUUGGAACCAAACCCGAUCCGUUUUCAAGCACUUUUUGGAGAACAUCCCCGAUCCAAAGAUUUCUUCGAAUCCGUGUCUGGAUCCUGGCAUAAACAAGACCACACCCAUCCUGUACCGUCUAAGUUGCCUGGCCAGGAAAUAUGCCAUGUACCUUGUCGUUAACAUGGGUGACAUCAAGCCCUGCCAGAAAGCCUCUGACCCGCAUUGUCCAGGUGAUGGUCGCUACCAGUACAACACCAACGUGGUGUUUAGUGACAACGGCACCCUUGUGGCCAGGUAUCACAAGCAGCACCCAUUUAUGAACGAGAUGAAAGUCGUAAACAGACCGCGUGUACCAGAGCUUGUUACAUUCCAGACACCAUUUGGCAAGUUCGGCACCUUCGUCUGUUUCGAUGUUCUGUUCCAGGCCCCUGCUGUUCAAUUAGUGACGUCAGUAGGGAUUGAUCACGUGGUUUUCCCCACCGCGUGGUUCGAUGUACUACCUUUGUUCCCCGCUAUUGGAUUUCACAGUUCCUGGGCGCGUGGGAUAGGGGUCAACUUUCUGGCCGCUAAUACCCACGUGCCGAGCUUUGCUAACACCGGAAGUGGCAUUUACAGCUCAAGCGGAGCCAGGGAGUACUACCGUAGCUUUUCAGCAAGCGGAAAACUCUUGAUCGCCUCUCUACCCAAAUCACCCAAGAAAUCGCCCAGUAACAUGACCUAUGUGAAGACUCCCGGUAACACAAACGACGAUGUGUUCUAUUCUGACCUCUUUGGCGAUCGGUUCCUUUUCAAGGAACUCGACAAAGCGGAAGCCAUCAUUCGCGUGUGUUACCCAGGAAGUAAGUCGUGCUGUACAUUGCAUUACAAGAUGGCUGCCAAACUUCCUGAUGAGCUGUACGCGCUGGGAGUGUUCGACGGUUUGCACACACUGGAAGGGCAGUACUACCUUCGGGUCUGCACGCUUAUCAAGUGCUUCGGGAUGUCCCGAAGUUCUUGCGGGUCACAGGUCUCCAGCGCGAGCACUAUCUUUGACUCCUUUGCCCUAAGAGCAGAGCUAAACGCCAGUCACGUGUUCCCGGCUGUGGUCGCGCAUGGCGUUACAUUGUUGCGUGACGAGUGGGAUCACGAUGUGCCUGUCAAGCAAGUCGAGAGUAAGCGGCGCCUGAGCAAGGGCCUGUUAAGCGCGACGCUGUUUGGCCGAGUGUACAGCCUCGAUGGAGGGAAGACUUCCUCUACUGGUCGGGCUACCUGUGGUCCUACGUUUAUUUUGACGUUGAGAAUUGUGUGCAUAGCAAUGAUAAGUGUAAAUCUUACCUAGCGUGCAUUCAAUUGUCUUAUUACUUAGAAAGAUCGCAGUUAUAACUAAUAGUGACUAGCAGUUAUUCUCGAUAAGCCCUAACUUGUCUAUUGUCUAAUGAUGAAAGUUCGCGUAAUUCGAACUCAAACGGGUUGAUUUAAAAACGAUUUAUUAUGUACACGGAAUCACACAAAUAAUCAAAUGCUGAAUAGUAGAUUAUGUGAAUGGUAAGAUAUAGAAUACGCAAUUGGGGUUGCAAUACCUAAAUCGGAAAGUAGCAAGUUUGCACUGGGCAAUGUUCGUGGGAAGCAAUGUUCUUAGUCCUUAGUUGAUGAGCUAGUAGAUUGUGUAGGAUUGUAGAAUUGCAGGCACUUAGAUACUUAGCACAAUGAUAGCAUAGAAUAAUAUGAUAUAUCUUGCGUUUGCAAACGUGGAGUGCUGUGAGCAGUUACAUAUAGGCAGUACAAUAUAAGUAAUGGUUUUUGAAAAAAAAACUUGAAGAAAAAUUGUGUAUUAAAAUUACAGACGAGCAACUCAGGGGAUCGAAGGCAUGGCUCUAAGGAUUCAUACGGGAAAAUCACAGAAAAUAGCGUAUCUUUAUGGGGUUUUAACAAAAAUGCAUGAAACUUUCAAGUGAGUUUGUCUUUUGAAACGUAGACAAAAUAUGUAUCUUGUAACUAUGGAAACCAAGGUCGCGUGACUUAAAGGUGGCCAUCUUUUAGUCACGUGACCUUAGUUUUCAUAGUUUCAAAAUACAUAGUCCUUUUCCGUUUCGCAUUUAAUUCUAAACCUCUUGAAGAUACGCCAUUUUAUGUGAUUUUGCCGUAUAUUCUCGAGAUGCCUUAGACCACCUAAGAAUAUUGUAUUUGCGAUAAUUGAAUGUUUUUGUCUGUGCUCAUCAGAGCACUCAAAGUCAAAGCUCAAAGUAUUUUACGGUAUUUGGGAAUAGAUGAAAAAGGAAUUGGGAAUUGUUUAUUAUUAUAAAACACAUAUAUAAAUUUAGGCUUUGCCCCAAA